Messenger RNA from Eremothecium cymbalariae DBVPG#7215, 2169 nucleotides. It is a transcript of the gene IRC3, whose product is annotated as double-stranded DNA-dependent ATPase. The transcript has a single exon. NCBI's taxonomy places the organism in Eukaryota, Fungi, Ascomycota, Saccharomycetes, Saccharomycetales, Saccharomycetaceae. The record is from RefSeq and is a predicted model, not a curated record. Gene Ontology annotation, molecular function: DNA binding; hydrolase activity; ATP binding. Bases 1 to 2169 code for a protein of 722 amino acids.
AUGGGGGUCUUGAAUGGUGACCGACGAUGGCUGAUAUUGAUGAGGUUUUUUGUGCAGCGGAAGGCGUGGUAUUCGGGGGUAUGUGGGGCUGGUAAGGAAGAUAUGGUAGGAAAGGUGGUGUUAGGCGACAAAGGAGCGGGGGUGGCAGGGGUAAAGGAACCGGCAGUGGGUUUGAUAUCUGGCCUACGGAGAUAUCAGCAGGAGUGCAUUGAUCAGUGCAUCGAUUGCAUUACGCUGAAGGGUCAGCGACGGAUAGGGGUAUCUUUGGCGACGGGUGGUGGGAAGACAGUGAUAUUUGCUAAUCUGUUGCAGCAGUUACGGGAGCGCCAGGUACGAGGAGGGGUGGUGGGGAGCGGUAUGGCGGGAUUUCGAACGUUGGUUUUGGUGCAUCGAAGGGAGCUAGCGGUGCAGGCUUCGCAGACUAUCAAGCGAUUUUUUCCUGGGUUGAAUGUACAGGUUGAGAUGGGGAAAUUGAGGGCGGAUGUGGUUGGUGCCGAUGUAGUUGUUGCAUCUUUGCAGAGUCUGAUACGACGGUUGGAGGAGUAUCCUACGGAUAGUGUUAAUCUGAUUAUAAUUGAUGAGGCACAUCAUGCUGUGGCGAGGUCGUAUAUUGAGGUGCUGCGGCACUUUGGUGCGGACGUUGUGGAUAGCCGGGUGCCUGUUGUUGGUUUUAGCGCGACGUUCGAGCGUGCGGAUCGAAAGGCUUUGUCACGUGUGUUUGACGAGAUAGUGUUUCAUAAGGGCAUACUCGAGAUGAUCGACGAGGAGUGGCUCUGUGAUGGCAAGUUCACUACUGUAGAGAUUGGCGCCGAUCUAACGGAUGUAGCGGUUGCCGGUUCGGAUUUUCAGGUGGGUAGUUUGUCCAGAGUCAUGAAUACCGAUUGGGUUAAUAAGGUGAUUUUGCAGACCUACUUGCACAAGAAAAAGCUCCACAACCUCAAGUCCACUAUUCUUUUUGGUGUCGACAUUGCCCAUGUUACAACUCUGUGCGAGUUAUUUCAAAAACAUAAUAUCGGAGCGCAAUACGUCACUUCUAAAACCAGACUUACCGAGAGGGACUCAUUGCUUGAGGAUUUUCGUCAAGGGCGCAUCGAGGUGCUGAUGAACUGUGGGAUAUUUACUGAGGGGACCGAUAUUCCAAAUAUAGACUGUAUAUUGUUGUGCAGGCCCACUAAAUCGCGGACUUUGCUUGUGCAGAUGGUUGGCCGCGGCCUAAGAAAGCACCAUACGAAAGAUUACUGUCAGGUAGUGGAUUUUGUUGCCUCAUCGAGGGCCGGUGUCGUUUCGGUGCCUUCACUUGUGGGCAUCGAUCCUGAAGGCAUGCAGUUUGACGAAGCUACGUUGAAAGAUUUAGAGCUUGUGAAGCAAGAGUUAGAGAAACGAAGGCUGGAAGUCGAACAUCGGGAUGCAUUGAAACUCGAAGAGGCCAGGGAAUAUGCAAGAAAUAUUGAUGCACGGGUUGAGGAACUGGUAGGUUCCUUGAGCGCACUGGACCUCACGCUAACGUCCUACGACAACUUUAGGUCUUAUUACGAGACAGUAGCAAAAGGUGAAGAGGUUAGCGUUAACGAAAUGACUAACCAUCAAAAGGAACUCAAGCUUUUCAAGGACUCGGUAUAUCCGUGGGUAAAGCUAGGCAACGCGUCAUGGGGCAUGGAUAUAAGUCAAGGGCAUCACAUUAGAAUUUACAAAAUAAAAGAUCUAGAGAACCCCAAGGAGUCCCUUUAUGAACUCAAGUUUUUUAGGAAACUGCCAUACCGAGAAGGUAGGGUUGUCAAGUACAGUCCCAGAACAAUAAUAAAAAGCCUGGAUCUAGUAGAAGUCAUUGGUGCAGUAGAGGGUUUGAUAAACAACCUGCAACUAUCGCUGAUAGCAUCCUCUCCAUCAUCUAAAGCACCCAAGAAUUUUACAAAGUACUCUCCAUGGAGACAGAUGGCUGCCACUUCCAAGCAGAAAAAAUUUGUUGAAACGUUAUUAGAGAAGCAACUAGAUAAAGAUGAACAGCUGAAAGAACUUUUGACUAAAAAGAAUAUCAAAGACUUCGUUUCUAACAUCAGCAAAGGUGAGGCGUCGAAUAUCAUAUUUGGGAGUGCACAAGCUCCAGUAUAUUUAACUACCGCCGUUUUAAAAUCAUUGGCACGGAAAAUAUGUAAUAAAGUAACUAAGUAA